Penicillium coprophilum is the source of this 2526-nucleotide messenger RNA. RefSeq names its product putative Sin3 complex subunit (Stb2). Gene Ontology annotation, cellular component: Sin3-type complex. The coding region runs from base 1 to 2526 and encodes 841 amino acids. The record is from RefSeq and is a predicted model, not a curated record. NCBI's taxonomy places the organism in Eukaryota, Fungi, Ascomycota, Eurotiomycetes, Eurotiales, Aspergillaceae. The transcript has a single exon.
AUGCAGCAAAACACCCCGAGUGUCCCACCGGUCGAUCGCACCGACUCCAUACCGUCGGAGGCCGCCUCCCACGCAACCGGGGCCGAACGCCCCCCGUCGCGGGGCCACCAGCGACUUGUGUUCACCGAUGCGGUUGCCCUCCGAUACCUCGAAGAAGAUCCUUCGACCGAUGUCCUCCAGCGACGUGUAACACUGCAAGGGUAUGAAAUUUAUGUCGUUGAGCAAUGGGCCUGCUCUCGCGUACACCCGACAUUCAUUAUCUCGACCUAUACCGGUGACCCUUCGCACACAGUGAUUGUGGGAGUACUGAGUGUUCCGAACAAUGAGGCUACCUGGUCGCCUCGCUUGCGGAUGUACUUUGAUGCCAUGAAGCAAUGUCACGCUAGAAGGAAGGAAACACCACUAGGGACGGUCAUGGUCACGGAUCUGGCCUCAUUUCCUUCUGCCCUGAGUCUGAUCCCAAUACCCAAUGGCGAUAUCAAAAGACACCGGGAGGACUUUAUUGUCAAUGAAGACUUAAAAAGACUUGGGUGUGCAGGCCGCGCGGGCUUGAGGCUUCAACCACCCUCAGCGGCGACUGAAGCCAAGUUUCAUCAGCUGUAUCGAACGAGCGAGAGUAUUCCUUUAUACCAUGCGGUAAUGGAAUUGGUCAGGCAGUGCCAGAUUGCAUUGAUGGUGUUUGACAAGCUAGCCCCAGAAUAUGUGGACGGGCUACUUUGUGAUGUGACCGAGGCAGCUGUCAGUGAUUGGUGGACAGAUAUUGGGACAGACCUGUACAACAUUGAACCGGGCGAUCAUGGCCUAGGGCCCACCAGCGUGGCUGCGUUGCUGGGCACGUUGCUUGGAGCUCGAAAUCGACUGCACGCCUAUGGUGCUCCCGUGGGGAAAGACGCUUUCGACGUUCCCAAUCUAAAAAGAGGAAUCAGUGGAUUCCAAAAAUCUCAAAAGAUAAAGCGGUCGCGCAGAUUGGACCGACUCACAUUGGACCGGUUACACCGCGUCACGGCCAAGGCUGCCAAUGCAGAAGGCUGGACAGAAGCAGUGAAAUCAACCAUGGCAGAGCUCAGUGGACAGGGCGGUGAAAUGGUUAUGGGGAUGGUUCGUGGGCGCGACAAAGGUGGAAUUGCCGAUAUUGAAACCCUGGAUCUUGAUACCUUCGUACAGUGCUGCAAUGGCGAGAGAGCAAAGUGGCUGUGGCUGGGUAAACCGCGCAAGAGUGGUAUUGAAGACGGGUUCUCUCGCGGGACUGGAUCGGAUAUGAUGUUUACAACCGAUGAACAAGGCGGUUAUGUCUGGACUAGUCGCAAGAAGCAUUCGACAGAUGACCUGAAUGCUGAGCGAGUGAGUUUGGGGCUGGAUCGCUCUUGGAAGAUGCCAGAGCCGACCUCCGAAGAAAAAGAUCAUCGAAGGAAGGGCGUUAGCGGACGAGUAUCAGACGCGCGAGCAGGGUUAGGACGCUUCAAAGAUGCAGUAGGACUGCAGGGCCUUCGCCAUCACCAUCAUCCUUCACGAGACAGCUCCGAGGUGACACAUGACCUCGCAUACCAUCCGUCUAUUGAUAGUGACAAUGAGGCACCGUCAGCGAAGACGCGGACUGACUCUGGGCUCCGUACAGGAAGAAGUGUAACAAACGAUAUCGAAGGGCUCAAUGAAGAGGAAGAGAAACCAGAAGUGUUGCAGCCUCCUGACCCUGCAUUAAAUCCUCCUGAAAUUCAUAUUGAAACUGUACCAGAAGAUGAGCAAGAAACACAAGCUCAAGACGGGUUUAUUGCACAGCAGCCUCCAAUCAUCGAGGAAGACUCAGAUAUGGAACGCGUCUUUUCUCGGUCGACGGCAGCAUCAACGGAUCGUGAACGUGACCGCGAAGGCUCGAUCAGUGGGAUAGCUGUCAUGGCCCUGCGGCGGCCACAAAGCUUCGAAGAAUUCCGAAGCCCUGAAAGUGAGAUUGAACGGCGAGACAGCUUCUGCGCACGCCACCUCUCGUUCAGCUUAGUUGAAGAGGUGAUAUUCAAAUGGGAGCCAAUAGGCGGGGAACCAACGUUCAAAGAGACCGAUAACCUGGAGGAGGCCAUCGUUCAAGAGGACAUGCUUGCCUCGGAGGGACGCAUCUUCAGCUCGCGCAUUCAGGAGUUGAGCCAGCAUACUGUGCCUUGGGUUGAGCGACAAGUGGACUCUGUGGAAGGUCUCAACCAGCUGCUAUAUGACCAACACGAUGAACUUAACUCAGUCUACUUGGAACGUUUCGCCGACUACCAGCGAUUGCGCGAACGAUCCAGUGACAUCCUCAUAGAUGAAAGUCACCACCUCGCCGAUGGCGUGAAACGCGUCGAGUUGCUGGGCGCCAAAUUAGACUACGAAUUACACGUCCUCGAGUCCAAAGUCGACGACAUGGAAGCUGGUCUGGGCGACUUUGACCGUCACAUUGAAAAUGUCGAGACGAGAAUCAAAGCCCUGGUCAAAGGCGAGGAACAACACGACACUUCCUGGACCGCAUGGAUAGCGCGAUCCAUGGGCUUUUCGACCUAA